GGUCAAGAAGGGAGAGAGAGGAGUGUGAGCCUAUCUUUACUCUCUCUGUCUCUGCUACUAGUCUAUUAAUUUUCUCCCACUCUCUGCUCCUCCGGGACAACCCGCUGAGGAAAACGAAAGCCUCACUCUCAGUCUCACGGACUCCUCAGCCCUCACGCAGCUCACGGUGCUUCUCAGUUCUCACUCCAGCUCUCGGUCCACCAUCUCGCCCUUAAGAAAAGAAGGGGGAAUGAACAGUCUCUAACCUAAUCUUCAACACCGAAGUGGCUACAGACUACACAGAUUCAAACAAUGUUACUUCGAAACCGCCUCCUAAGUCUCCAGUUCACGUCUCUCUUAUCCUCUUCAUCUUCUUCGUAUCCUAAAAAAAGUCAACCUUUCACUCUCUCUUUCCAAAAUACACUCUCGAGCUCAGCUCGUCCGCACACGAGUGAGCAUGCUUCAGCUUCAAAGGCCCCCACGAGCUCUUCAUUUUCGGAGGCUGCCAAGUUCCUCCGUACGUUUAUGUUCGUACCGCCUGGAGUCGACCCAGAGGAGGUCACGGAGGACAUGGUCCUAGCAGGUUCUAAUAUCGUUAUUGGACCCUACGCUGGUGAUUCAAAGAUUAAGGAGGUGGAGUUCGUGAAAAGCAGUGGUAAAGCCAAGGAUUGCCCCAAAGAUAACAGACCCGAAUUUGCAAUUCUUGGUCGAUCCAAUGUUGGCAAGUCCUCACUUAUAAAUGCCCUUGUUCGCAAAAAGGAAGUUGCUCUUACUUCUAAAAAACCAGGGAAAACUCAGCUUAUCAAUCAUUUUUUGGUCAACAAAAGCUGGUACAUUGUGGAUUUACCUGGUUAUGGAUUUGCCAAGGUUUCAGAAUCAGCUCGAACGGAUUGGUCAUCAUUCACCAAAGGGUAUUUUCUUAACAGAGAUAAUCUGGUUGCUGUUCUACUUCUCGUUGAUGCAAGUGUUCCACCUCAAAAGAUUGACUUGGAUUGUGCGAAUUGGCUUGGACGCAAUAAGAUACCGUUAACUUUUGUUUUUACCAAGUGUGACAAAAUGAAGGUAGGAAAAGGGAAAAGGCCAGAUGAAAACAUCCGGAAUUUUCAGCAGUUGAUUGCGGAGAACUUUCCGAAGCAUCCUCCAUGGAUCAUGACCAGCAGUGUCACUGGCUUGGGCAGAGAUGAGCUCCUCCUGCACAUGUCACAGCUAAGAAACUACUGGGAUCAGUGAAGCUUAAGUCGAAUAACUUGAUGCUAAAACCCUGCGUAGAAAACUAGUGACUUGAACACAAUUAUUUUCAUGUUUUCGAUCGAUUUUUCUCAGAAAAUGCAUUAUUAACGUUUUCGUCGUUGUAAUUUAGCCCUAGAGCAGAAUGUAAAGAUCUUCUCUUGUAUAUACAUAUAGAUGAUUACCGUUUUUCAGGUUA
Humulus lupulus (European hop) is the source of this 1405-nucleotide messenger RNA. Its product is annotated as GTP-binding protein At2g22870. The coding region runs from base 292 to 1209 and encodes 305 amino acids. The record is from RefSeq and is a predicted model, not a curated record. NCBI's taxonomy places the organism in Eukaryota, Viridiplantae, Streptophyta, Magnoliopsida, Rosales, Cannabaceae. Gene Ontology annotation, molecular function: GTP binding. The transcript has 5 exons.